CCUCCUGCUGCGCCGGCGCCGGGUGCUUUAGACUCAGCUCUCCCUCUCGGCUGGAACGCUGAGCGCAUGCGCCUUGACAGAUGGGCUGGGUCUACAUGGAGAACUGCUUGGCGGCCGCGGCGCUGAACGGGGUGGACCGGCGUUCCCUGCAGCGCUCGGCUAGGCUGGGUCAAGAAGUGCUGGAGCGGGCUAAGAGGAGGGCGGUGGACUGGCCUUCUCUGGAGUUUCCCAAAGGCAGCGUGGGGGUCAUUUCCCAGGAGCGGCCCUACGGAGAAAGAUGGCCCGCAGCCGGCCCCGAGCGCCUUCUCCUAGGAGAGAGAGAAGAAAGAUGCCCAACCCUCAGUGCUUCCUUCAGAACAAUGGCUGAAUUCAUGGACUAUACUUCAAGUCAGUGUGGGAAAUAUUAUUCAUCUGUGCCAGAGGAAGGAGGGGCAACCCACGUCUAUCGAUAUCACAGAAGGAAGUCACAACUGCACUCGUGCUCGGACCUAGGGAGUGGUCAGAGUAAAACAACAUCCCUUGGAUUUGGAGGCAGCUGUCAAGCCCCAGAGUGCAUCCCAGAGACAUCCCCGCCUGCUGACAACAUCUCUAAGGACCUCUACAUAGAAGUGUAUCCAGGGACCUAUUCUGUCACUGUGGGUGCAAAUGAUCUAACCAAGAAGACUCAAGUGGUGGCAGUUGAUUCAGGACAAAGUGUGGACUUGGUUUUCCCCAUAUGAUAUUGACUAUCACGUUACCUUUUUUAAGUAGCAAGGAGAAUAAAACCACCACGUGAUUCUCGUAACAUUUACACAUCCAUCCUGCUUUGGGCAACAACCGUAAAGGGUCGGCCUUACGGGGAACUGGCGCUUGUCUCUUUCAGGGCCUAUUUUUUUUUUUUAAGUGUAGAAGUCCUCUUACCCUGUUUUCCCUGAAAGUAAUAAUGGCUAUCUGAAUAGUUUUUACUGCUUGCUUUCCAAGUAAAGGUUAAUCAUGAUAAUAAAAAGGAGACUCAAUUUGGAAAUAAAGAGAAUACCUUUUUAUUAGUAUUAGGAGCAACAAAAUGUUGCUCCUGUACAACUGUAGGCUUUAUGAAAACACGGCAGAGAGGCUGUGGACGCAGACGCCCCAAGCAGGCCGACCACGUCUCCUGUGACUUGUGUGGAGUAGCGUCCUCCAAGCUGACCCCACCGGGCCGGCAGCCCUGGCCAGGGCCGCCAGCACACCAGUGCCUCUCACCACAGGUGCCUCCCUGCCGCCCCUCUGCAGGGAAGUCUUAGUGGGGCGACGAUGCUGCUGCUCAUUCAGCUAUCCCCCGUGGCCUGCACGCUACCUCCUUCCACUGGAGGCUUUGCCAGCCACUCUGUAACUCCUCCUCAGGAAUUUACUGUCUGUAGCUUCCUAUAAGGGGAAAAAAGCCCUCAGAGUCAGACCAAAAGUAAUUUUAAGGAUCAAAGGGCACUGAUUUUAAAAAGUCAUCAGUGAGUCCUUAGCAUUGAAGCUACCUCGCCGAUAGUGUUACUGCUGCACCUCUCAGUUGAGUUGCCUAGUUAUUCAUCUCAUUUUGAACAUGACAAGUCUUCCCUCAGGGGAAAAGCGCCGGCGCUUUACAUGAUGAACAUGAAGUUUUAAGUAGCGCUGUAUUAGCACUCCUAAUGAGAAUCAGACUCCCACGGCACAGGGCCUAGUAGAGCAGACCCGCGCCUACCACCAAAUAAGGGUCAUCUAACUGGGGACCCUUGCUCCCCUAAGAAGCUUAUGAUGACCUUUGUGGGUUCUGUAAGCUGUUUGAAAUUAUGUGCAAAAUUGUGGGUAUGUCAAUUUUUCUGGAAAGAAGAGAUGGGUUUUAUUUUCAAAGAGGGUGUGACCCCAAAAGGUUGAAGAACCAUAGGAGGAGUCCGGGAGCCCCUUCCCAAGGGAUUCAGAAGGAAAAACAAGGCAGUUACAAAAUAGUCAUGGCGACAUAAAGUGCAGCGUAGGGAAUAUAGUCGAUGAUGUUGUGAUAACUGUGCGGUGCCAGGUGGAUGAAGGAAUUAUCAGGAUGUCAUUUUGUAAAUUAUGUGAUUGUCUAACAACUAUGCUGUACAUCUGAAACUAAAAUAAUGUUGACUGUCAACUGUCACUGAAAAAAUUUAAAAAGUCCCUUCCGAGCCAUGCUGCUUUACCUGGGUCCUCAGGGCAUUUAGUCUGAGCAGCUCUGGCCUCUCGGACACGCUGUAGCCGCUCCCUGACUCCGUGGUCUGCUUGCAGCUUUCUCCGGCAGGAUCUGCACGGGCUUCGUGUUGGUUACUUCCAGGACCAGCUCCUUGGCAUUCCCCACUACUACAGUUUGAUCUCUCUGUUGUGUGUUGCCCUUCACGUCCUGGGCGUCACAACAUCUUUUUCCUAACCCUAAAAUUCAAUGGGGUAUGUUGAAUAUGUCACCAUUUUGAUGGGAUGGGCCUUGAUGGCUUAAGUACAACUAUGGCAAGGAUCACAGAAUCUCUUCACUGUGUAAGCUCCUAGCAC
Messenger RNA from Artibeus jamaicensis (Jamaican fruit-eating bat), 2487 nucleotides. It is a transcript of the gene AKIP1, whose product is annotated as A-kinase interacting protein 1. The record is from RefSeq and is a predicted model, not a curated record. The coding region runs from base 81 to 719 and encodes 212 amino acids. Gene Ontology annotation, biological process: regulation of non-canonical NF-kappaB signal transduction. The transcript is spliced from 6 exons. Gene Ontology annotation, cellular component: nucleoplasm. Lineage: Eukaryota; Metazoa; Chordata; Mammalia; Chiroptera; Phyllostomidae.